AUGGAGAACUUCUCACUUCUCACCAUUUCUAGACCGCAAAUCUCUUCCUCUGCCCUGAGUGCUUUUCCUGAUAUCAUGUCCUCACUUGCCACCAGCUUGCCAGACUUGAGGGACAGCCAGAAUGGGGAGCAGCUGAGGCGAAACUGCACCAUCUACCGGCCCUGGUUUUCUCCUUACAGCUACUUCGUAUGUACAGAUAAAGAGAGCCACGUGGAGGCCUAUGGGUUCCCAGAGGUGGACUGGGAAGAGGGCAGAGGGGACAACUGCUUUAUUGAGGAUGUGACUGAGAGUGUCUGCUCAUCUUCCUCCUCCCAAGAGAACACAUUCCCCAGGGAGGCCAACAGGAAAUUCAUGCAUGGGUUGGAGUCUAUUACAUCCCAGGAUAUACUAAUGGCUUCCAAGUGGCACCCGGCCCAACAGAAUGGCUACAAGUGUGCGGCCUGCUGCCGCAUGUACCCCACUUUGCACUCCCUCAAGAGCCACAUCAAGGGGGGCUUCAAGGAGGGUUUCAGCUGCAAGGUGUACUACCGCAAGCUUAAAGCUCUCUGGGGCAAGGAGCAGAAGGCCCGGCCAGGAGACAGGCUCUCCUUGGGUAGUUGCUAG
Molecule: messenger RNA, 603 nt
Organism: Microtus oregoni (creeping vole)
Lineage: Eukaryota; Metazoa; Chordata; Mammalia; Rodentia; Cricetidae
Product: spermatogenesis-associated protein 46
Exons: 2
Coding region: 1-603 (200 amino acids)
Biological process (GO): fertilization
Cellular component (GO): nuclear membrane
Source: RefSeq, a predicted model, not a curated record